CUCCACCAAUAUACAGUUAACACUGACAGAAAGAUCAUUGAAAACUGGAAGUGUUGGAGAGAAGAAAUGAACACAAUUAAAGGACAAACAGAGGAGCGAGGGUUCUGGGGCAGAAAAGCAGAGUUUCUUCUGGCUGUGGCAGGAAAUGUGGUUGGAGUGGGUAACGUGUGGAGGUUUCCUUACCUUUGCUACAGAAAUGGAGGAGGGGUGUUCCUUAUACCCUAUCUGGUGUUUGUGAUGACCUGUGGAGUGCCUCUGUUCCUGCUGGAGACAGUCAUGGGGCAGUUCACACAUGAAGGGGGCAUUACAUGCUGGCAUCUCCUCUGUCCACUGGCUCAGGGUGUUGGCUAUGCAGGACAGCUCAUAGAGCUGUACAGCUGCAUGUAUUUUACCAUCAUUCUGGCCUGGGCGCUUUUUUAUCUCAUCUUCUCUUUCAGCUCACAACUGCCGUGGGCCAGCUGUGACAACAUCUGGAACACAGACAACUGUGUAAAUCUUGCUGCAGGAAAUCUUACUUUCAACCGAACAACACAGAUUAAUUCAACAUCUGCAGCUACUGAGUUCUGGGAACGCAGAGUUCUGUCUCUCUCUGGAGGUAUUGAGGAGAUCGGCAAGAUCAACUGGGAGAUUGCUUUAUGCCUCUUCGUAAUGUGGAUCAUAUGUUAUUUCUGCAUCUGGAAAGGAGUCAAAUCUACAGGCAAGGUGGUGUAUUUCACAGCUACAUUUCCUUAUGUGAUGCUGCUUGUGUUGCUGAUUCGUGGGUUGACUCUUCCUGGAGCUCUGCAGGGGGUUGUGUUUUACUUGUACCCUGAACCGGCUCAUCUUGCUGACCCACAGGUUUGGAUGGAGGCAGGAACUCAGGUCUUCUUUUCAUAUAGUCUAUGUAGUGGUAUUCUCAUUGCACUUGGCAGCUAUAAUCAAUACAGCAACAACUGCUACAGAGACUCCUUUUGGCUUUGCCUUCUGAACAGUGGCACCAGUUUUGUGGCUGGUUUUGCUGUGUUCUCAGUCUUGGGCUUCAUGGCUCAUGUGCAGGGCGUCCCUGUUGAAGAAGUAGCAGAAUCCGGUCCAGGACUAGCAUUCAUUGCUUAUCCACAGGCAGUGGCCAUGAUGCCCUUCCCUCAGUUGUGGGCUGUUUGCUUCUUCAUCAUGAUUAUUUUGCUUGGCCUAGAUUCACAGUUUGUUGCAAUGGAGUGUGUGGUUACAUCAGUGACGGACUUGUUCCCUGAGGUGCUGCGCAGAGCUGGUCGUCGGGAACUGUUUGUCCUGCUCCUCUGUCUCACAUGUUUCUUUGGACAACUCAUCAUGGUUACAGAGGGGGGGAUGUAUGUAUUCCAGCUGUUUGAUAACUAUGCCAGUAAUGGAGCCUGUUUUCUGUUCCUCUCUGUGUUUGAGUCUUUGACCAUCGGUUGGAUCUUCGGGGCUGAAAAAAUGUUUGACAUAAUCAAGGACAUGACAGAGUCACGACCCAACUACUGGUUCAUGCUGUGCUGGAAAUACUUGACUCCACUUGUGUCCCUGACGUCUUUUGUUUAUUCUAUGGUGAGGUACACACCUCUGACUUAUAACCGCUGGUAUGUGUACCCGGACUGGGCACAUGUACUUGGCUGGUUACUGGCUCUGUCCUCCAUUCUGCUGGUGCCUGGAUGGGCACUGGGCCAAAUGUGUACUGGUAAAGGCAGCCUGAAACAGCGUUGGGGCCACUUGUGUAGUCCUGACACAAAUCUCAUGCUCUCCUCUAUACAAAUACAGGAACAAACUGCAGAGAUGGAAGACUUAGUCAGGAGCAGCACAAUAUAAAGCAUUACAUGGGAGCACAAAAAGUUUCUGAAAAAUAACAAAUGUUGUGUUAGUAUAUAUACAUAUGUUAGUAUAUAUAUAUAUGUGUGUGUGUGUAUACACACAUACAGUCGAAGUCAGAAUUAAUGGCCCAUCUUAGAUUUUUUUUUUCUUUUUUAAAUAUUUUUUAAAUUGUGUUUAACAGAACAAGGAAAUUUUCACAGUAAGU
Danio rerio (zebrafish) is the source of this 2008-nucleotide messenger RNA. The record is from RefSeq. NCBI's taxonomy places the organism in Eukaryota, Metazoa, Chordata, Actinopteri, Cypriniformes, Danionidae.